Drosophila sulfurigaster albostrigata is the source of this 8433-nucleotide messenger RNA. RefSeq names its product helicase ARIP4. Gene Ontology annotation, cellular component: nucleus. Gene Ontology annotation, molecular function: ATP binding; ATP hydrolysis activity; ATP-dependent chromatin remodeler activity. The record is from RefSeq and is a predicted model, not a curated record. NCBI's taxonomy places the organism in Eukaryota, Metazoa, Arthropoda, Insecta, Diptera, Drosophilidae.
AGAAUACAGUAGAUAUACAUAUUUUUAUCAUGAGAAAAGCGAAAUUUGUUUGAACAUUGAAAACAAUUAAGAAAUUAUUGCAAUUGAGCUGUCAUGGUUUUCAUAGAACUGUUGUAGUAACCUGUGAAUGUAAACUAUAUAAAGAAAACAAUUGAUAUACUAUGUUAACUAUGCACGCAGCAUAUGAUUAUACAGACUUACAUGUCUUCAUACCUCCAUAUGUACAUACAUAUAAUGAAAACUAAAAACUUGAUCUCAAUUCUGAGUCGCCGGCAAUAAUUGUGUUUUGUUUAUGUGUGUAACAUGUGUAACGAACACCGAUUCUCUUGGAAUAAAAUGCUAUAUAUCCAUUACAAAAGAAAUCACAUAAAUACGACGUAAGGAAUAUUCUAUAAAUAAGACAUUUGGUAAAUGCAAAGUUUUAAAAUGGAAGAUGGAAAUCAGGGCCGUGUUCAGGAUACAAACAUGAUUGAAAAUGAUGGUAUACCUAAGCCGGAUCCUCGUACAAAUGUUUUUGGUUAUCAAACUCCAAAUAAUAUGUUAAGCCAUCGUAAUUUGAUGACCAGUCAUGCCGAGAUGAUUGCCAAUCAUCCACAUUUGAUGCCUAGCCUUCCGGAUAUGUCAAAUAAUCAUCCAGAGUUGUCAGCUAAUCUUCAAGAGAGGAUUGCCAGUCAUUCAGAAUUGAUGGUCAAUCAUCCCGAGAGAGUUGUCAAUCAUGCAGAAUUAAUUGCUAAUCAGGAGAGAAUUAUUAAUCAUCCGGAAAUGUUAGCCAGGCAUCAGGAAAGAACUGUCAGUCACGCAGAGUUGAUUGCCAAUCAGGAGAGGAUUGCCAACCAUUCAGAAUUAUUAGCGAAUCAUCAGGAGAGAAUUGCCAAUCACGCAGAAAUGAUUGCAAAUCAACAGGGAAGGCUUGUCAAUCAUGCAGAGUUGCUUGCCAAUCAUGCGUUAGCGAAUCAUGCAGAAAUGCUGGCAAAUCGUUCCGAGUUGAUGGCGAAUCACCACGCCUUAGAUAUUGGCGGAAGAACAACUGCCACGACUAAUAUAGGAAACAUGAUGCCCUCUAUCUUAAAUCCAUAUGCACCCAACGAAAGUUUGCCGGAUGCAACGACCAACAAUCCAUCACUUGUGCCUCCUUCUGCCCAUGGUCAAAAACGAAAAAAUACACAAAAUAAGGAUGAGAAUGCAAGCAACAAGAAGAACAUGUUGUCAGCUGCAACAGCAGCUGAGGAGAAGAAAAAUAAUCACCUAAGAAAAAAUAUACGAGAUGUGAUGAACGAGAACAAUUUGGAUACGACAACGCUGGCAGCUCAACGCGAGGAAUCGGAACGAUUAGCUCGAGUUGCCGAUCAACAGAAAUCGAUGCGAGAAAUUCGCAAACAGGCCGUGCAACAGAACUUCUUUCGCAUUCUAAACUUUGAAGACUCCGAUGAAGUUAAGAGUCCCGUAGAUAAUCCUAUUGUCUUGCCGGAUGAUGAAUUGGCAUCAGUGACAUGUGAUGAAACGAGCAGUAGUUUAAGUUGCAGCAUGGAUGAUGUUUUAGAUAAGGACACUAGCAACGAACCAACAAAUGAAGUAGUUACAAUUGAUGAUAGUUCUGAUGAUGAUUGCAUAUUGUUGUCGGAGGAGGAAGAGGAGGAGGAUUACAAUGAAAGUGACGAUGCUACGAACAGUGGUCUGCAUGUCAAGGAUAUGUAUAAUAUACCCGAUGAGUAUGGCCGAGUUGUUGUGAAUAUUGCACAUCCCGAGGGUGAAGAGACGUUAUACUUGGCUCCUCAGAUUGCUAAAGUUAUCAAACCCCAUCAAAUUGGCGGCGUGCGUUUUUUAUACGACAACAUCAUUGAAUCGACAAGAAGAUUUCAAAAAUCCAGCGGCUUCGGUUGCAUACUCGCUCAUUCCAUGGGGCUGGGCAAAACCUUGCAAGUUGUUUCCUUCUGUGAUAUAUUUUUAAGACACACUUCGGCCAAGACCGUGCUCUGCGUGAUGCCAAUUAAUACUCUACAAAAUUGGCUAAGCGAAUUCAAUAUGUGGAUACCACGCCACUCAGAAGAUCACAACAUUCGUCCACGCAAUUUCGACAUUUUUGUGCUGAACGAUCAGCAAAAAAAUCUGACUGCUCGAGCAAAGGUAAUUCUGAAUUGGGUGCACAAUGGUGGAGUUCUAUUGAUAGGCUACGAAUUGUUUCGUUUACUCGCCUUGAAGUUGGUAACGACGCGCAAGAAGAAGGGAAAAAAAUCUGCACCAGAUGCACAUGAUACAAGUAAGGAUCUAAUGAAUAUGGCAUUUGAAGCAUUGGUAAAGCCCGGUCCGGAUUUGGUAAUUUGCGAUGAAGGACAUCGCAUCAAAAACUCGCAUGCUGGCAUCUCACUUGCAUUGAAACAAAUACGAACUCGUCGUCGCAUCGUUCUCACCGGAUAUCCACUACAAAAUAAUUUAUUGGAGUACUGGUGCAUGGUGGACUUUGUGCGUCCUAACUAUCUUGGUACUCGUACUGAGUUCUGUAACAUGUUUGAGAGGCCCAUACAGAAUGGUCAAUGUGUCGACUCGACUCCCGAUGAUAUCAAGCUAAUGAGAUAUAGAGCGCAUGUUCUGCAUUCUUUGCUUUUGGGUUUUGUGCAACGCCGUUCACAUACUGUACUCCAAACAACUUUACCACAAAAGUUGGAGUACGUUAUCCUCGUGCGAAUGACGCCUUUUCAACGCAAGCUUUACGAUACCUUCAUGACGGAUGUAGUGCGUAAGAAGGCUUUUCCCAAUCCAUUGAAAGCUUUUGCAGUCUGUUGUAAGAUUUGGAAUCAUCCCGAUGUUUUGUACAACUUUCUAAAAAAAUGUGAGACUGAUUUAGAUUUAGAAAUUGAUGAAGAAUCUGCCAAGGCCUCUGCAAAUUCAAGCGUUGAGCCAGGAGCGAGUAAUGUUGCUGCACCAAUAAUCUCUCAGAGCACUGAACUCAAACCUAAUUUGAAUGGACCUCCAAAUCAGCCGACAACUAACGUGGGCUUUAAUAAUUCUGCUAACACCGAAUUAAAUAAAAACUACGCAGAUAAAAGCUACUGCGCGCAAAAGGAGGAUCAACUCAACAACUAUAGCAACUACAAUACAGAAGGCAAAGGCAAUUAUUGGUUGGAUUCUACAAUGCUGUCGAAGCCGAGCUAUGUGGAGGUUAUAAAACCAACAGAUACGAAUAUGACAAAAGAUUUUGAAACUAUCACUGGCUCAUCGCAAAUUGUUGAUUUGGAUACGAAUGAAAUCAAAACUGUGGAAAGAAAUACGUUGCCUAUUUCCGUAAAUCAACAACAUGCAUUAAAUGCUGGCGAUAAUUCUGCAAAGAGCCUUAACAGUAUUAACAAUGACGCAAUAAAGAAAGUCGUCAAACCAAAAAGAAAUGACGAGUUCUCAUGUUCCUGGGCUCUUGACAUUAUGAAGAACUACGUGCCCGACCAAAUAUCCAAUUCACCUAAAAUGGAGAUAUUUUUUUGCAUAAUGAAGGAGAGCAUAUUUAUGGGCGAUCGUAUAUUGUUAUUUAGUCAAAGUCUGCUAACAUUGAAUCUGAUCGAAGGUUUCCUAAAAUCAAGUUAUGUGCCAGGUAGCACAGAGUUUUGGAUCCGAAAUUUUUCCUAUUUUCGACUCGAUGGCUCGACCUCCUCACAGGAAAGGGAGAGACUUGUAAAUGAAUUCAACGCGAAUCGUAAUAUUAAGCUCUUCUUAAUAUCUACCAGAGCGGGUUCUUUGGGUAUCAACUUGACUGGCGCAAACCGAGUUAUCAUAUUUGAUGCCAGCUGGAAUCCUUGCCAUGACACACAAGCUGUAUAUAGAAUCUAUCGUUAUGGACAAACAAAACCGUGUUAUGUGUACAGAAUUGUCAUGGAUAAAUGCCUGGAAAAGAAGAUUUAUGAUCGACAAAUCAAAAAGCAAGGAAUGUCGGACAGAAUUGUUGAUGAGUGCAAUCCAGAGGCACAUUUAUCAAUGAAAGAUAUCACAAAUUUAUGCCACGAUUACAGCUCAGAUGAUGAGCGUGCGGAGGGUGAAGUUGAUAAAUCUGAUGAGGCCAAGGCAACUGCGUCAGCAACUGCAACUGCAUCAGCAACUGCAACUGAAUCAGCAACUACAACUGAAUCCGCUACUACAACUGAAUCAGCAACUACAUCUGCGUCUGCCCCUGCAACUGAAGCUGAAACUGCAUCUACAUCUGCAUCGGCAACUGAAACUUCAACACCAACUUCAGCUCCAACGACAGCGAAGAUAAAAGACGAUCCCUCAGUUCCGACAACUACGCAUUUGGAUCCGAUAAUAAAUACCAUUAUUGAAUUGCAUAAGAACUAUAUUACAAAAGAUCCCUUCCUUCAUGAAAGCUUAUUGGUUGAUCAGAAGGACAGACAGUUGUCGCAAGCUGAGAAAAGACAGGCACAUCGAAGUUAUGAGCUUGAAAAGAAAGCAUCCGUGAAUCAAAAACUCACGUAUACUUCAGGGAAAAUGCAAUAUAAAAUUGUGAACAACGAUGGCACUGUUGUUACUCGACCCGUGGCAUCGAUAAAACCAAUACAGACAAAGAAAACAAACAGUACUGUGACUGGAGGACGCUCGACACGAUGGAUUCCUGCUGAAGUGUGGCAAAGGCAAGGCAUGACCGCUCAGGAAAUGACAUUGCCACUUGAUGUUGUCAUUCCAACAAAUUCAUCGGAGAAGUCAAACAUAAUACUCAAAGCGGGACAAAGGGUUAUGGUGUUAAAAUCAACAAAAGGCAUCUACAUGCAAUUGGAUAGUGGCAAAAUUAUUGCAAUUCGGACAACUUCCAAGCGCACCGAUGAUAAGAGUAGCAAAGAUGACGUGAUUGACAUAACAUCUGAUUGUGAUGCAGAUACGCCCAAGCCUAAGUCAUCAGAGCCAGAAAAAACGAUGGAUAAAUCUACCGAACAAACCUCAAAUGGCGUGGCCGCUACUAAAGAGUGCCCACAACGCGAGGCCACAGAUACAACUUCUUUCACGGGCACUGGAAGCAUCAGCGAUUUGCAGCAACCAAAACCACAAAUAUCACAGACUAGUAACCAUAAUCAAACCGUCGAAAGUAAUGCAGCAACAAUAUUGCAACAACCGAUGCCGGAAAAUGUAGAAUAUCAAAAGCAACAACAGCUUUACAAGCAUGAAGCGCAGUUGCCCAUUACCGAAUCCUAUAAUAGUUCCAUUAACGUUCAGCCGAAUACAUCACAUGCACAAACAACUCCAUCAACUAAUCUACCCAAUAAUGAAUUUACUGAGAAUUCCUAUUUUGCUGGCAAAAAUGUGCAGCAUCCAUUUCCUCCCCAAUAUUAUACUAAUUAUUACGACAAUAAGAGCACGCCGACAACACCCGCAAAUUAUCAUCUCAACAAUUACACGCCCUACGGUCAUUUCAAUUUCUCUCCCUAUCAUUCCAACUUCCAUUCAUCGCCUGGGUAUAGUGGUAGCUCUGCAGCAUAUAUUAACUCCAAUGUGUUUCCGAGACAACCAUGGAAUGCCGUUGGUAAUCAUCAGACGAGUAAUGAAUCGAUUCGUCAGCAGCAAUAUAUGGGAAAUACAACAUACCCAAUCAAUGAAUGGUCCUCGCAAUAAACAAAAUGUAAUCAAAUAACAAACACAACACCCACUAUGUAUUUCUUGAAUUCACUUUUGACUAAUUUAUUUAUUAGACUAGAUGAAAAUUAUCUUGAAAUGUAGCACUAAAUACAAAAUAAGAUUAGUUUGUCAUUCCAAACAGAUAAAGUUUAUUAAUAAUAAAUAAAAUUAGGUAUAUAUAUCUAUAUACAUAAUAUAUAUAUAUAGAAAUAUAUAUAUAUAAAAAGUGAAAUUUGUAUUAUUGCAGUUUGAUGGUGUAAUGUUUGUAUAUACAUAUUAUAUAAGGGAGAAUACUAAUCGCAAUGAUCAGUUCUUGGAGGAGAACAUAAAGAACUAAUAGCUCCGUGGGGCACCUAUAUGGUUAAUGGAUGCAUUGACAGAUCCAAUAGUAAGGAUGGCUGCUCUUUGUCUCUAUAAUGUGUUACCUAUAUGCCAAUGUACUCAUCCAAUAAUAGAAACCGUCUGUCUGUAUUUCAUUUUCAAAGAAAGUAAGUUUUUCUUUAACUCACAAUAUUACAACGAAAAAAUACAAGAGCAAAACGUGAUGUGAAAGUUGUUCAUGCAUGUAUUGUUCUGCUUGAGAGAUCCGACAAUGUUAAUUCGAGCAAUUUGAUGCUGCAGGGAUUAAUAUGCGAUGUUUUGAUACCUCGCAGCCUAUUUAUAAUAUUUGCAUUAUUAUUUUUAUUACUUUACAUCUCUCAUUUAUAAUAAUCUGAAUAUAAUCUGAAAUAUGUUAUCAUGUUCUGUUUAAGUUUUAAGAUUCAAGAUUUCUGAGUAAUUGUUACAAUAACCAGCCGAAUAAAUAGCAAGCGAAAUGAUUUUCUUAUGUGUUGAGAGUCUUCAAGAUAAUUUGAGGGUAUGUAUAAGUCGUCAUUUGUUUGUAGCAGAUAAAAAACUAAAUAUUGUAGUCUGCCUACCUCAUGUGUAUAUUAAUAUUUAAUCGCUGGCAGUGAAGUUUACCAUCAUGUUCGGGCAACAUCUUUGGACCAUCAAUAUUAUAUAUAUUGUUUUUGGUAUAGCAAUUAUUGCAUAUGCAGCAAUUAUUUUGGCAGACAAUGUUCGACCACAAUCGGGGGCUUUCUAUGUUUACAAUCCUAUAGGUCAUAGUCAACCAAAUAAGCUGCGAAAGCUUUACUGGUAUUCGAUGGGACAACCGAUCUUAGCUCCCAGGAAACAACGAAUGGCUAGCUUUCAGAUGAAGCAACGAUAUCAAAAUAUUCCGAUUAAAAUUACCUCAACCUUUGCGAAUCCAGUGAGGAACACCUAUCGCAAUGCCUAUGAUGCCUCAAUAUCUGCAAGUGCCUUGAAGUCAUAUAUGAAUUCGGUCAGCUUACCAACGACGCCAUUACCAAAGAAUUCACCAAGAUUUCAGCCCAGCAACCCAUAUGAUGAGCCUACUUAUGAGGAUAACAAAAGUUGCGCAGAGAAAAAUAUUACAAUGGCGGUUCAGGACAGUGGAAUAACAGUGGCACAACAUCUGCGACCAGUGGAGAUUACUUCCGUGCCGUAUAACAUUCCCCCAAUCACUCCGCUUCCCAUUGUACCUUAUGUAUCCCAUACCUACUUUACCCUUGACGAUGUAGUUAUUCCCAGUUCCUCUGAGAACCUGCUCUAUUACAAGCCCGAAGAGAAGCAAAUAAUUCCCGAGGUUACACAGCCUCCUUUAACUACACAAAGAAGUAAACCCGCUGAAAAUCCGUUAAUAGACAUCUUUAAUAUUUUUGGCAUUGAACCAGAGGAGAAACCCAUAGAAGAAAAACCCCAAGAAUUAGUCAGGGACUCAGAGAUAACUACAACAUCGUGGAUGCCAGUUACAAUGAAUAUCAUAAAAAAUGAAACCAAAAUGGACAUAAAACCUUUUAAGCCAAUGUCAUUAAGCCAAACUAUGGUUGAGAACGUAUUGAAUAUUGUUACCAACCAUAAAAAUUCAACCCUAAUACCAGAAAUUGAAUCCGUCGCGAACUCAAGCAAAGAACUUUGUAAAGAUUGUUUGAAAGAUGAAAUAUUGACAACUUUGAGUCCCAUAUUGAAUGAGAUUGAAGACAAAAAGAUUGAGAAACCAAUAGAAAAGAAUCCAGUUAAAAAUAUGAAAGAAAUCGAUAAUCAAAGUAAUAGUUUAAGUAGUUUAAAAACCCUCACAUCCACAACUUUCAUCGGCUUGCUAACAUCGAAAUUGAAAAUUGCUCAAAAUCACAAGAAAUUCUCACCCAUCUCAUUAAAGAAAUACUCAACGACGACAGCUCCUCCAGUAUCUUCUACAACAAAAGCUGCUCUUCGAAAAUCCAGACGAACUAAAAACUAUUCGAGGCAAAGAAAAGUUGACGCCAAUUUAACCAGAUUGAAUAACUAUAAUCUGACGAAUGCCAAGUCAACUUAUUCAAAAAUAUUACGACCCACUUUAAAAGUAAAUCUUAAAGAAAUAGAUAAAGAUAAAAUACAAACUGUAAGUGUGACAGAUACAACAUCUUAUUCAACUUCAACCCAAGCGCCUGUUAGGAAUACCCCAAAAACUGUGAGAAAUACCCCAGCUCCAAGAAUGAUGAGUACUUCAACUUCUAGUGAAUCACCGCCUUUGUCUGCGGAAUCUGCCAUUAUGACCAUAUCGAAUGCUAAUGGUAGACACCUCAGAGGAUCCAUGCCGACAUUCAGAAAGCGUUUAGCCGAAACACAUAAAAGAUUCGCUCCAACUACCGAUAUGCCUCAACUGCCUAUUGAACUCUACUUUAACAAACUCUCUAAACCUCAGUAGGCUACCAUACUUUGUUUGCAUAAAAACUAUCAUUAAAUUUAUUUAUAAUUAUCAUUGAAUAAAGGUGCAAAAUACUCAACUAUUUAUUUUUAUUAUAU